This is a messenger RNA of Nerophis lumbriciformis (worm pipefish), 936 nucleotides long. The record is from RefSeq and is a predicted model, not a curated record. NCBI's taxonomy places the organism in Eukaryota, Metazoa, Chordata, Actinopteri, Syngnathiformes, Syngnathidae.
AUGCUAACUCUUUUGAUUGUGCUGCUUCUAAGUAUUUUCGCGCCGGCCCACUGCAUGUUCCAAACAUUAUACUGCACCUUCGCUGACAGCUGUGACUGCGACUUUCGGCCCAACAUUAGCGAGUUGGAGUGGGAUCUUUACAAAAAUGUCUACGGCCAGCACCUCGCCCAGGACAUCAUCUCCGAGGAGGUGGUGCGCUUCCUUGCCGACAGGACGCCGGAGAGGCCUCUGGUGCUUUCCCUACAUGGCUCGUCUGGCACAGGAAAGACGCUGGUCAGCGACAUGCUGGUGCGUCACCUGUAUGGCUCUGCUACAAGCAGCCCCUUCGUCCAUCGGUUCAUCCCCACACUGCACUUCCCAGCCGAUGGAGAUGUUCAACUGCAGCGGGAGCAGUUGAAAUCUUGGGUCCAGGGCAACGUGACUGUGUGCGCUCGCUCGGUCUUCAUUUUUGAUGAGAUGGACAAAAUGGCGCCGGGGCUGCUGGACGUUCUUGAGCCUUUCCUGGGCUCCUCCCACGUGGUUUUCCGCACCAACUACCGAAAGGCCAUCUACAUCUUUGUCAGUACGGCGGGCGAGGAAGUAAUCAACAAGGCUGCCCUGGAACAGCGUGAGGCUGGGCAGGACAGAGAGGAGAUAACGUUGACAGAGCUUCAAGAUGCCAUCGCAAAGGCAGUGUACGACAACCCAUCCAAUGGCCUCUAUAGCUCGUCCAUCAUCCGUCAAAACCUGGUGACUGCUUUCGUUCCCUUCCUGCCACUGUGCCGCCGCCAUGUAGAGCAGUGCGUAAAAGCGCAGCUCUGUGGGCGGGGCGCCUGCUGGCGUAACGACGUGGUGCGGGCCGUGGCGGCUGACUUGACGUACGCGCCAGCACCCGGACACUACUUUUCAAUUAGCGGCUGCAAAAGUGUUUCCGCCAAGAUUGACCUGUUCUUGUGA